AUGAAAUUUUUGGUUGUUGUUGUUUUUGGUCCUGGAAAUGUGAUUUUUGCAGCGGGGGAAGGAUCUGGGGCCCUGCGGGCGCCUCGGAGCGCGAAGGCGGCGGCUCGGGUUCUCGGCGGGGUCCGCGCAGUGGCCGAGGGAGCUCCUGGGUGGCGGCGGCGGCGGCGGUUCUCCUGGGCUGGACGGCGUAACCGAGGCAAGAAAAUCAGCAGGCAGCCGCGUGCUAUUUUUGCGCGGGGGCCGAGCGCAGAGGCGGAGGGCGGCGGGGUCCCUGCAAAGGGGCGGUUGGGGGCCGGCGCUGUCUUCUCGCCGAGGCGCGCAGCGGGCGCGGCGCGGAAAGGCUGCGGCUCCGACGUGGGCGCAGGCUGGGAGUGCCCGCCUCGAGGUCUCCUUACUUACCCACCACGGGACACCAGCCCCAGCGACGACCUUGGACGAUUUCAACGCGCAGGCACCUCGAUCCCCCGAAUUCGUGGUGUGGCCGUCAGCGGGCCGCGCGGGGCACCAGGGCCGCGGCGCCCGCGUGGCGUGAGCAUCUUGAGGAAGCUGGAGAGCGGCUGGGGCGGGGAUGGACAGGGGCAGGAGCUGAAACAUCCUCAGGACUUGGUUGGGAGUCGCAAAGGGAGCCGGCUAUGCAGAUCAGGAUUCGGCCCGAAGGAGUUUGGUGUGGAAAAGGGUGUCAACCAGGACCCCACGCGGCCGUCAAUUAGAGGAAGCCCAAGGCAGGGUGCACAGAAGCGUGGGCCGGCCAGGGCGGCCUGGGACUCGCCACUGGGCCUGGCUGGGGUCACCCAGGGGAGACCUUUAACUCCACCUUGGAUAUUGUACUUUGGAAGCAGGCAGAGUCAGGCCCCAGGCCGGCAAGGGAGCCCCACCCCACAAAGGGAGCCCCACCCCAAGGACUCGGAAAGGACAGUCCAUUCCUCUCCCGCUGGGCGCUUUCGGCGGCGGAGUCCGCGGUUGGGGAUGGAAAGUGAGAAGGUGCAGAUCAUUCUCGGGGAAGUCCAACCGAAACCAGCCCUCCCCUGCCCUCUGGAGUCUUCGUUUUCCAGCCUACAUCUGCUUGUGACUCCAGAAAGAGACUUCAGAUUGGCCAAGGCCCAGUUUAAAUGCCACCUCCUCCAGGAAGCUUUUCCAGCCUCCUCAAGACCUAGCCCGACGACGGCGACGGGCCAGGUGGCGUCGGAGGUCACCGCUUGCCUGAAUGCCCCGAGCCAAGAGCAACCGCGGUUCCGCGGGGAUCGCAAGGGCCUCAGGCCUCGCAGGACCGUGGGCGCUGGAGAGUGAGAUGUGGGGCUGCGGCCGCCACCCGGGAAUGUUGGGGGACAAGGGGCGCUGCUCCGGAUUUAGGCCGCCGGCCCUCCAGCCCUGCCUUGGCUGUUGGGCCGCCUCCUUCACCUUGGUUAAGUUCUCCUUUUGCUCCCCAUUCCCGCCCGGGGUGCCCGCCACCAAGGAGGCCGGUUCGCCGCACCUUAGGCCAGGGGAGGUCACUGCUCUGGGGCGGGACGGAUCCCCAGCUUCCCCCAGCUCGUCUCCGAGGACCUUUCGCCGGAGGCGGGCAGGAAGGGGUUAAGAGCACCCCUCCCCCCGCCCCCCGCGGCCAAUCCAGAGCCCUGGGCUGCGGGCGAAGGCCGCCGCUUCCCUCCUGAGGUCUCAUUAGGGAAACCCUCACCGCUAUUUUCAACAUUUCCUCAAUCAAGUGCCUUUAAAUAGAGCUGCACAAACAAAUUGGCGGCAAAAGCGUAGAUCUUGUCACGAUUGAGACCAAUCCAAUAUUUCAGCCUUGUUUGCUUUGCAAUUACGGCUUGGCUUGUGGCUGCGGUGCCACCGGGGCAAAUCUGCAGCCGCCCGCUUUCUCCUCGGCACCCUCGGCGGGCGGAGGAAGCGACCCGCAGCCCCGCGGGAGGGAGGGGGGUGGCGCUGGAGGAGGUGGCGCGAGGGCGAGGGGCGGGCGGCGGAGCCCUCCCGAAGCCCGCGUGCGAAGGGCGCCGGCCCUGGAAGGAGGCUGGACUUCUCAGGUUCCUGGCCGAGCCCCUGCGAGACAUACAGUAACAAUAAAACGUGCGGUACGCCUGCCGAAACCAGUGUCGCGUCCUUAUCCGGCUCCUUUCCCCCCCCUCUUCCCUUGCCCCUCACUUCCGUCUCCACUGCAUCUUUCUUCGGUAUUUGUUAGCGGUUACCGGUUUCCCCUUCUUUCUUGCUGUUAAACUGCAAGCAUGAUUUGUUAUGUUUUCCAUAGCUGCUUAUUCUUGUUUGACUUCUUGUGCAAAGGCGCUUUAAAUCUGCUGCAGGAAGAGCAAAGCUCCAAAUGGUUUGGAUGGGCUCCUGCAGGCGCCUGGCUGCCCCCCUGCCCCCCCCCCCCCCCUCCAGUUCUUGCGGGAUGGCUCUGGUGUAAAUCUGCCGCUGCGUGCGUUCGGUCACCGCGCCGGCCAGCAGAGUUUGUAUCAGCAGAACAGUAGUUAACUCAAAUCAGGUCCUAAGCCUUGUAUUUCACAGACAAUUAAGUCUUGGCUGCUGUUGAACAAAAUUGUAAUAUUUACUCUGCUCUGUACUGAGGAGCACUUUUAAAGUCAAAAACAAAUACAUUUCAAAGAGAAAAUAUGAUAAUAAAUCUCUUUUUAUGGAUUUUCCCUGCA
Leopardus geoffroyi (Geoffroy's cat) is the source of this 2636-nucleotide messenger RNA. RefSeq lists its product as uncharacterized. The transcript has 8 exons. Bases 1 to 1287 code for a protein of 428 amino acids. The record is from RefSeq and is a predicted model, not a curated record. Lineage: Eukaryota; Metazoa; Chordata; Mammalia; Carnivora; Felidae.